Molecule: messenger RNA, 1347 nt
Organism: Diaporthe amygdali
Lineage: Eukaryota; Fungi; Ascomycota; Sordariomycetes; Diaporthales; Diaporthaceae
Exons: 1
Coding region: 1-1347 (448 amino acids)
Cellular component (GO): mitochondrion; cytoplasm
Molecular function (GO): 2-dehydropantoate 2-reductase activity; NADP binding
Source: RefSeq, a predicted model, not a curated record
AUGCCCCUUUCGAGGAUCCUCAGGGCACAGCUAGGCUCAAGACGGAUGAGUGCCCGUCAUUUGUCCCAGCGAUCGACUGGCGCUCCGCGCGAGAGGCCAUUAUGGCUACAGACAGCCCUCGACGACACAUCGAGCCCACCCAGGCCUUUCGCCUGGACCUUGGAGAACCUGGAGGGCAAUGCGAUACCGAAGUCACCUAAGAACCAGCGGAUCCACAGUCGAAGCGACCAUGAGCGUCGCAUCUAUGUGUUAGGUGUGGGGAAUCUUGGGCGACUUUACGCGGCAUGUCUUGCGCAGCUUGACAACCCCCCUCCCAUCACGCUUGUCGUCCACCGACGUGGCCUCCUUGAGCACUGGGCCUCCAAUCCAGGGAUCGAGAUUACCCGGUAUGGAACGCCAGAGCGUGUGUCGAAUCUCGACAUAGAAUGGUGGACUACGGAAAAGCCGACCAUUGGUCCCGUGAGAGAAAUUGCCGACGGAGACCGGCUCGGCAAUCUGAUUGUCGCUACCAAGGCUUCAGAUGCCAUGCCGCAGCUUGAUUCCCUGCGUCGAUAUUUGGACAGUUCAUCUACCGUCCUUUUUGUCCAGAACGGUAUGAAUCGACUAUGGCCUCCGCAUGGCCCUGUUUACAAUGAACACCGAUAUCCGGGCAGUCAGCAUCCAAAUUGGUUGCAUGGAGUAACUAUGCACGGUGUCUAUUCUGAAGGAGCGUUCAAAAGCGUUCACGCUGCUCCGGCUGACAUAACGAUCGGUCCUGUGUGCUCGAGCAAGAAGCACCCAGAAAACGCCAGCUAUCUCACUGAGAUGAUCACCAAGGCACCACACCUUGCUGCUCGAGCGGUAUUACGACCCCAACUCUGGAUCCUCCAGUUGGAGAAAAUCGUCAUAAAUAUGAUUAUAAAUCCACUCAGUGCGAUCCUACGCGUCAAGAAUGGCGUUCUAUUUGCCGACGAGGACGGCGAGGUUGUCCAGGUGAUGGAUGCACUCCUGAACGAAACGAGCAAUGUGCUCCAGGCCCUAGUGCGACAUGAGAGCAGCACACAGAUCCUGCAGGGUGACGAGUCGUCUGAGAAGGCGUUGAUACAGCGUCUUUCUGCCACGAGGUUGCGCGAAAUGUUACAUCAGGUUGGAGAAAAAGUAAAGUACAACAAAAGCUCUAUGUUUCAAGACAUCGAAGCCGGCAAGCAGACAGAAAUCGGAGAAUUCAACGGCUGGUUGGUUGAAACAGCCGAAAUGCUAGACCAGGGCCUAGACGUGAGCAGUCACAAGAUCGUGAUUGAUCUAGUAGAACGAAAGGUGAAGCUCGAUAAGGCAGAGCUCGGCAGACGUGUGCUUCUGUGCCGUUGA